This is a messenger RNA of Ipomoea nil (Japanese morning glory), 969 nucleotides long. RefSeq lists its product as uncharacterized. The transcript has 2 exons. The record is from RefSeq and is a predicted model, not a curated record. Bases 75 to 848 code for a protein of 257 amino acids. NCBI's taxonomy places the organism in Eukaryota, Viridiplantae, Streptophyta, Magnoliopsida, Solanales, Convolvulaceae.
ACAAGAAGAUCUCUCCAAAGAUUUCUUCCUCCAAAACUCAGCUAUUUAGGACUAUUGUACUAUAAACUGAGAAAAUGGAGGAAAUAGCUUCAUUAUGGAACUAUGAAGAGCUGCAGGCUAUUGAUGAAUUGAAGCAAAGGCUUUUGUGCACUAAUCUUGAACUGGAACAGUUGAAGGUUGAAACGUGCGAGGAAACAAGAAAGAGCAAUGAAUAUGUGAAGCAACUGAUUCAUCUUGUGAAGAUAGCUUUCAGGGAAAGAGAUGAAGCUCGAGAUCAGCUUCAGAAGCUGAUGAUGAAUAAUGUGAAUUAUCCCAUAAUAACCGCCAAUUCAUGCAUUACAGAAUCCAACAGUUUCUCUGAAACCUUCAAUAAUAAUAAUAAUAAUAAUAAUCACCACUCUCACGGCUCUUCCCCGGCGGCGGCCGAGUCGACCUUCUUGAAAGUGGGUUCCUCCCCGGAACUCUCGAAUCUUGAUUAUAACGCCGCCAUGGCGGCGGCGGCGGCGGAUGUGAAAAUCGAGAGUCUUGUGAAGGGAAAGCCUUUGCCGGAGAAAGGGAAGUUUCUGCAGGCCGUUCUUGAAGCGCCGCCGCUCCUCCAGACGCUUGUUGUGGCGGCGCCACUCCCUCGGUGGCGCAAUCCGCCGCAGCUUAAAUCCUUCCACAUCCCACCGGUUUCCAUCAGAGGCGGCGAAUCUGAGAUUUCACACCCACACCCGUACUUUGAGAUGUCGACAAAUACUAUGUUAAAUAAUGUCGGGAAUUUUCCUUCUGCGACUCUUCUUGGUAGCCAGAUGAUGAUAUCUGCAGGUAAUUAUGGGCAUCCAGGGAAGCGGCAAAGAUUCAUGUGAAGAAUUUGAAUGAUGGGUCCACACUGAUUUUGUAUAAAAGACAUUAUAUUGAUUCAGAACUUGAAUAACAUUAUAUUAUUUUCUUGAUUUUAUCAAAUACAGUUCAGGUUUUUAGAGAAUA